Colletotrichum orchidophilum is the source of this 207-nucleotide messenger RNA. RefSeq lists its product as uncharacterized. The record is from RefSeq and is a predicted model, not a curated record. The coding region runs from base 1 to 207 and encodes 68 amino acids. The transcript has a single exon. NCBI's taxonomy places the organism in Eukaryota, Fungi, Ascomycota, Sordariomycetes, Glomerellales, Glomerellaceae.
AUGCGAUCAUUCAAAACCGUCCUGCCAUCGCUGUCUGCGACGCGGGCGAGAUUGCGUUUACAGUCGGGUUCGGAAAGCUGGCAGGCCACCCAAGUUGGCAAACAAACGACAGAGUGCUGCCACCACGAUAUCGGAAAAUCAAGCAGAACAAACCAAAACGGAAUUACUCCCGUGCACCCCCAGUCCGAGCGUGGCUUCAUUCAGUAG